AUGUCCAACGAAGAAAAGAACAAACAGGCUGAACCGGCUGCCAGUCGGGAGACUUAUCCGGUGAUGGACUUGGGGAAUGGAAUAGUGGGAUGGGAAAGUCAAGAAGAUCCCUUAAACCCCAGAAACUACCCGCCAUCUCGCAAAUGGUUUCAAUUAGCGACAGUUAGCAUUAUCACAUUCAUCAGCCCAUUUGCAUCGUCAGUAUUCGCACCUGGUGUCAGCCUUGCCGAGCAAGAAUUUGGGGAAACAUCCUCCAUACGCGGCUCUUUUGCAGUGACAGCGUAUCUUUUCGGCUAUUUUAGCGGCCCCUUAGUUCUAUCUCCACUCAGUGAGAUAUGCGGUCGUCGAAUCACAUUGAACGCGGCCACGACGAUCUUUGUGCUAUUUCAAAUCGGCUGCGCCCUUGCUCCCAAUCUCUCGGCUUUGAUUGUCUUUCGUUUCUUGACUGGUUUUGGAGGGUCCGGCUGUCUGACAAUUGGGGGCGGUGUUGUUGCCGACCUUUUCGAGGCAGAGCAACGUGGACUGGCCUUGUCUGUUUUCUCGUUCGGGCCACUAUUUGCGCCAGUGAUAGGACCAAUAUGCGGAGGGUUCAUUGCACAACGCGCCGGGUGGCGGUGGAGCUUUUGGGUGUUGGUCAUUGUGGGAGGUACAUUGACCGGUAUAGUCAUGGUGACCAACCGAGAGACCAACCCGACGGUGCUCAUACGGCGAAAGACAGUAGCCCUGCGCAAGGAGCUGAGCCGCCCCGAACUUCGCAGCUGUUAUGAAAAAGAGGGCGAGGCACGCGGACUAGCGACUCUCCUAGUGAAAACAUCCACCAGGGUAAUCAAGUUGUUGGCAACCUCGCCCAUCGUACUGAUGAUGGCUCUCUAUAUUGCGUCAGUUUAUGGCUGUCUCUAUCUUCUCUUCACCACAAUCACAUCAGUCUUCCAGGACCAGUACGGCUGGAGUGUAGAAACCAGCGGCCUUGCAUAUAUCGGACUGGGGCUAGGCUUUUUCGCAGGCCAGGUGGUAUUCGCUCUCACAAGCGACAGGACUCUCGUCCGGCUGAAACGACGCAAUAAUAACAUUGUGGAACCUGAGAUGCGUCUUCCGCUGUGCUUGCCAUUUGCGCUCUUCGUGCCAAUCUCCUUCUCCUGGUAUGGCUGGUCUGUUCAGGAGAAGACACAUUGGAUCGUUCCCAUUAUCGGACUCUUCCCCUUCGCCUUCGGCAAUAUCGGCAUCUUUGGAACACUGCAGGCAUACAUCGUUGACUCCUAUCCUCGCUAUGCGGCAUCUGGUAUCGGGGCAAUGACAGUUACUCGGUCCCUGUUCGGUGCACUAUUGCCCUUAGCAGGGCCACCCAUGUAUGAAAAGCUCGGAUACGGUUGGGGAAACUCGCUUUUGGGGUUUGUGACACUGGCGAUGAUUUCGCUGCCUAUCCUGUUUCGCAGAUUCGGUGCGUCUCUCCGACAGAGGUUCCCGGUCGAUCUAGAAUAA
Molecule: messenger RNA, 1479 nt
Organism: Aspergillus pseudonomiae
Lineage: Eukaryota; Fungi; Ascomycota; Eurotiomycetes; Eurotiales; Aspergillaceae
Product: MFS transporter
Exons: 5
Coding region: 1-1479 (492 amino acids)
Biological process (GO): transmembrane transport
Molecular function (GO): transmembrane transporter activity
Source: RefSeq, a predicted model, not a curated record